AGAUCAUGAAAAUUUACUGUAUACGCCGAUUUCAUUCACCUUUUCCACCUUAGAAUCGGUCAAAUAAAAGCAACAAACCACCGAAAAUGGGUAGAAUCAACAUGUUCAACGCCUCCGUCAUCAUUCUUACAUCGUUUGUUGGUGUAUGGACCGGCGUGAGAUUCUUCGAACCAAUCGUGGUCGAAAAGUUAAGAGAAGAUGGUGCCCUUCGACAAGAUAUGAAAUUCCCCAAGUAUGAUGAGAAUGGUGAUCCAAUCCUCCCAGAAGGUGUUAAGCAACCCGAAAGUUUGAUGGACGUUCUUACAUUUGAUCCAAACAAAGCUGACAAGGAUGAAUGAUCACAGCACUAUGUCUACUCAUCUCUAUCUACGUGUAUAUACAUUUAAUAUCUGAAAUUCUCUAUAUAAAAG
Molecule: messenger RNA, 410 nt
Organism: Williopsis jadinii
Lineage: Eukaryota; Fungi; Ascomycota; Saccharomycetes; Phaffomycetales; Wickerhamomycetaceae
Gene: ECM19
Product: Ecm19p
Exons: 3
Coding region: 87-338 (83 amino acids)
Source: RefSeq, a predicted model, not a curated record